Manis pentadactyla (Chinese pangolin) is the source of this 1785-nucleotide messenger RNA. It is a transcript of the gene TMEM204, whose product is annotated as transmembrane protein 204. The coding region runs from base 634 to 1314 and encodes 226 amino acids. The transcript is spliced from 3 exons. The record is from RefSeq and is a predicted model, not a curated record. NCBI's taxonomy places the organism in Eukaryota, Metazoa, Chordata, Mammalia, Pholidota, Manidae.
CCUCCAGCUCACCAAAAACAGCCUCAAAAACAACCAUUUCCUUUCUGCUGAGAGACGGGGGAAAACACAUGCAUACACACUCCCCUGUGACAGGCUCUCUGCUUUCCAGGACUGGCUGUUUGCGGCAGAGGCACAGGGCAGGGGCUGGGCCAGGAGGCAGGCUGAGGAACCCGCUCUGCCCCCUCAGCCCUGCUCAGAGCCGGCUGGCACCACUCACUGGGCUGGCUGCAAGCAGCGCUGCUCCUGAGAAGGCUGGCCGACGCGCCUGCCUCUCCUGUUAACUUUCUGUUUCCCUGCACACGGGAGAAGACGCUUCGUGUCCUCCCUUCGCCGCUGCUGCCCAGGAAGACGGCGCACUCACGACCCUGGGCUCUGGCUGGUGCCCCCGCUGCCCCCCUGGGAUGGGCUGUGUGGCUGGCGGCAGCCCAGGCCUGGCCCUGCUCCAGGUGCAGGAAGCAGGGUAAGGAGGCCGCGAGGUGGGCCCGCCCGCACCUGCCACACGGGCCUUCCCGACGCCUCCGAGAAUGAGCGGCGAUGUCCUCUAGCCGGCCCUAGCAGCGAGUUGGUUCCCGGGCCCCAACAGCUCACCAGGCUGCACUUUCUCCAGAAGGGGCGCCGGCACCGUGGUUGGCCAUGACCAUCCGGAAGCUGGUGGCCACGGCCGUGCUGGUGGCCCUCAUCUCCCUUGUCCUCAACAACGCGGCCGCCUUCACCCCCAACUGGCUGUACCAGACGCUGGAGGACGGGCGCAGGCGGAGUGUGGGGCUGUGGAGAUCCUGCUGGCUGGUGGACAGGGCCCGGGCAGUGCCAAGCCCAGGGGUCAGGCCCGGGCCGGUGCACGCCAGGGACUGCGAGGCCCUGGGCUGGGGCUCAGAGGUGGCGGGCUUCCAGGAGCCGCGAGGCACCGUCAAACUGCAGUUUGACAUGAUGCGUGCCUGCAACCUGGUUGCUACUGCAGCACUUGCUGCGGGCCAGCUCACUUUCGUCCUGGGGCUGCCCGGCCUGUCCCUGAUGUCACCCGAUUCCCAGUGCUGGGAGGAGGCCAUGGCUGCUGCAUUCCAGCUGGCAAGUUUUGUGCUGGUCAUCGGGCUGGUGACCUUCUACAGGAUCGGCCCCUACACCCACCUGUCCUGGUCUUGCUACCUGAACAUUGGCGCCUGCCUGCUGGCCACCCUGGCAGCUGCCAUGCUGAUCUGGAACAUUCUCCACAGGAGAGAGGACUGCAUGGCGCCCCGGGUGAUUGUCAUCAGCCGCUCCCUGACUGCACGGUUUCGCCGGGGGCUGGACAACGACUACGUGGAGUCCCCGUGCUGAGGGCUGCCCACGAGGGGCCUUGCUUGGGGCUUCACCCACUGCACAGAACAGCCCGGACACCGGGGCUGCCUGUGUGGGGUGGCUACCAGCAGGGCUCCCUCGUGUGCACGUACAACAUACAGACGUGUUCACUAUGUUAUAUAUAAAUACGUUAUGUGCUGAUGUAUCGUCUCUGCCACCCUCCUCCUGGCACGCACAGCUCAGCUUCAGGCUCACACACUCCAGGGUGGAGCCCAGCGGGUGAGGCGCACGUGAGGAGGCAGGAGGCCACCCUGCUCUGUGCCUGCUCUGGGAUCGAUUCAUUCUGCGUCUGCUGAGAGGGGCUCCCUCAAGUCGUAUCUACCGUGGCAAAGCAGAGAGCCUGGGAAGAUCUCCAGCCACGACCUGAGGGUUAUGGCUUUAUGCCAGGACUGUGCUGUCUGUUCAUUCCUCAUUCUUUUUGUAAGUUAAAAUAAACUUAAAAACCUCUUA